Messenger RNA from Closterium sp. NIES-67, 5318 nucleotides. Lineage: Eukaryota; Viridiplantae; Streptophyta; Zygnematophyceae; Desmidiales; Closteriaceae. The record is from the annotation of a GenBank genome assembly.
GCCAACGCCUUCUCUCGCCGCCGCAUCCUAGUAGCAAAGCCCCAAACCUUCCUAGAUCCUGCAUCCCCCUCCAUAUUCGUUUUCCAGCGUAACGCGGGACACUCUAACCCCUUGUUUUUCCAUUACGGCGUCCGUUCCAUGCUUGUCGUUUGCCUUCACACCGCCGAUGCUAACCCUCACCCCCACUGCUAACUACGAGGCUUCGUUUUCUGUUGUGUGUUUUCUGGCUUCUGUUCCGAAGGGGCUCAACACAGUCUUCGCACCAAAGAAUUGGUGGUAAGCCACUGAAACCCUCUUUCAUGACUACUUCCUCGUUCCAAAUGGCGCUCACGGUGAUGAAGAUGCAUGUGAAAGAGGCCUUUCAUGGCCGAUGCGUACUUUUCCAAAACCUUUAAGAAGUCCUGAGUGAGCCUAAAUUAGAUUAGAUUAUUGUGUGUGUAUGGGCAUUCCUGCCACGGGAAUAUGGCUCUUUCGGUCUGUUUCUCCUGUCCAAGGAUUGCCAACAGUGAGCUUUUCAGCCAACUGAUAGGAAGCUCUUAAUGCAUUUUCCGUUGCUUGAGAGUGCCAUUUUUUGGCGAUUACAUUUGAAUCCCUAGACGGAUUGUUGCCUCGUUGUGUGCUCAUCUGACCUUGCUAUCCUUUUCUACUGAUGUAUUUCUAUCUGCUUGCCCAUGUGGGACUCACGUGAACGUUACUUACAUUUCCUGUUGCACCUCUUUGGCUGCAGGCUGGUGCUUGGAAGGUCUUUCGUUCAUGUGAAGUAUUUGUUGAAGGUUGUUCGAAGAACUUGCAUGUUUUACAUCUCUUCGCUUCAUUGAAGGAUUUCUAUCAAAAUGUUCCUGUGUUUUAGACAUUGGUAUCCGUGGAAUUCUAUUAUGCAAUAUAAUCGGUUGACCUUGCUUUGCUUAGACGCUAUUUAGAAACCAUGCUCCAUUGAAACUCGACGGAAUUGUGCGUGAAGAGGUAAUUUUACCUUCUGGGCUUGGAUCACUCGUUAGAAGCACAGUUGUUCCUGACAUGAUCAUCUGCAUACUGAAUCUGGUCGCCCGCAUACCUCGCCUCAUACGUCAGUACCAGCAGGAUCCUGUUCGUACUUACGGCCGGCUGUCCCUAUCCGCUCGGUCUUACGUUGGGUUGGCCCUCUGACGGCGAAUUCGUCCGAAUCUCACACUUCGUGUUUCUUUCGCCAGUGCCGAUAAUCGAUCUCCAAAUGCUGAUCGACUUGUGUAGUCACGACACGGGUAUUUUCCACUUCAGUGAUUGACAGACUCAAGUGCCGGCUAACCGUAUUGCGUGUCCGGAGGAUGACCUAGAAAGUGCCGUUUUGAGGUUAUUGGGGAUAUUGGAGUUGUUGAAGGAACGACUCGCGCUCACGAAUCUUGGUCCUUUCAUUCUUUCGAUUCAAACCUACAUGUCACAGCCAUUUUAGUGCAAACGCCGGCUUAGUACCUUUCUAGGUAUCCGAAUCCUCAGGGACUCUCAAGGGCUGCGAGAUACGCGCACUAAGUUUCACGCGUCGCUCUGCCGAGGCGAUCGACCUAUGCUGGAUGUGAUACAAACGAGAGCUUAGUAGUUCCUUAGGCUGGAGCCACUUGCGGACCUCGAGUAGGCUGCGGCUCGAAGCUAACAUGCGAUGCGGGGGACCUCUAAACCACCCCCGGCAUUCCUGCUGCGGGCAGAAAGAUCGCACGAACCUUCCCACCCGCCGUUGUUACAGUCACGUUCGAAUAAUUCAGUCAGGAUGGGCUCCAUCCGCGUUAGUAGUUGUCCUCUUAGCGAGCGUUCUUCUAGCGGGACGUGCAGUGAAGGGUCAAGGGGAGGAGGCGAUGAUGCCUGGCGAGGAGCGGUACCAGUGCAGCAAGGACAGCCAGUGGGUGGGAUUCGUGGCGGAUUUGAGCAUGCUGCAGCAUCAGCUUCGGGGAACUGUCGAGAUCCUAGACGAUUGCUCGUUCAAGGUGACGCGGUUUGACAUGCUGCCAGGGAAGGACGUGUACUGGUGGGGAGCGGCGUCCAACUCACUCACCGACCUGCUCCGGGGCUUCCCUGUCUCAACCAAGCCCCUCCUGGGCACCUUCAACAGCCAGACGCUCGUGGUGCGCCUGGCAUCAAACGUGACCUGGGACGACUUCAAGCUGCUCUCAGUGUGGUCCCGAACCACCGCAUCCGACUACGGCCACAUAGCCCUAGAGAUCAUCGAGCCUCCAGCCCCGCCACCCGCCCAAGCCCCAGCUCCAUCCUUCUCCCCUGCACCCUCCUCCUCCCCCGCGCCUUCCCCCGCCCCUUCCCCACUCGCCCCAGCCUCUUCGCCCCAGCCCCCCGAACCUCUUAUCCCCGGCCCAGAUACCCCCUCCCCUGGUCACGCCCUUCCGUCAGAACCCUCGUAUACACCCCCGCCUCAGGCCCCACCCUUGCCCUCCCCCACACCGCCCCCUAAGCCGAGAGCCAGGCGGGGGGCGAGGCAGCCGACUAUGUUUGAUAACUGCAUGCAGCUGAGCCACCGGUACAGGGUGCGGUGGACGCUGGACGAGGAGAAUGGAUUCGUGGAUGUGGGGCUGGAAGCGGUUGUGGGGAGUGGGCCGCACUAUCUAGGGUUUGGAUGGGCGGACCCGGACAGUGUGACCAAGUUCAUGGGGUUUGCGGAUGUGGUGAUUGCUGGAUUCGAUGAAGUGGCGAAGCCCUUUGUAGAGGACUACUACAUCACGUCCUACGGGGAAUGCAACCUGGAGAAGAAGGUCCCAGAGGGGGUGUGCCCCGACCGUCUCUUGGGUGGCGGCAACUCGUCUCUCGACAACGUGGAUCUGAUCUACGGCCACCGGGUGGACGGCAUAACUUUCGUCCGCUUCCGCCGCCCGCUUGUCAGCCCGGACAAAAGAUUUGAUCACGAUAUCGACGCGGAGGACGAGAUGAACGUCAUCUGGGCGUUGGGGUCCUUAAAGCCCGUCCCCUCCCCAUCCUCCUCCUCCUCUUCCUCCUCCACCUCCUCCCCCUCUGUAGUCGGGGGUGUGGCAGGGGCAGCACACUCAACCCCCGCCCACCUCUUUCCGUCCUACCAUGGGGUACCCCAGGGGUCGUCUUUCGGGGUAGCGGUGCUGACUCUAAGUCUAGCUGUGGACGACUGUCAGAGUGUGCUAAACCCGGCUGUUAGCACGGGUGGAGCCGGGGGCGGAGGGGCAGGAGGAGGAGGGGGAGGAGCGGGAGGUGAUAGUGGGAAUGCAGAUGGAAAUGAGGAUGACGAUGAUGAUGAUGAGGAUGGGGUGGGGGGGGUGGUGGGGAGCGGAUGGGGGAAGGUCGUAGUCGCCGAUAGAGGCACGCUCAUCACAGUCACGUCGGGUAAAAGCACGCAUUACCCCAACCCCCCGUCCUUCACUAAGAGCUUCUACAUAAACGGGCACGAGGCGCCUGAGAUCAAGGUGGAGCGAGGCGUGCCGGUGCAGUUUUCGAUACAAGGCGGGCAUGACUUACCGGUGUACAUCACAUCGGAUCCUGUGGGCGGGCGCUUCAACAGUUCGGAGAUUAUAUUCGCGGGCGGGGAGGAGGCGCAUGGCGUGCCUGCAGACCCGUACACGCUUCUGUGGAAGCCCACCAGCUCCACUCCAGACCUUGUGUAUUACCAGUGCUACUCGGAGCCCAAGAUGGGGUGGCGCAUCCACGUGGUGGACGGGGGUCUCUCCGACAUGUACAACCACAGCUUCCAGCUCGCUGAUGGGCUCGUCACCAUGUUCUGGACGCUCACUGCCGCCUCCAUCUCAGUCGCUGUCAGGGGCGAGCAUCCCUCUGGUUACAUCGCCAUAGCCUUUGGGAGUGGCAUGGUGAACUCGUGGGCGUAUGUGGGGUGGGUGGAGGGGGGCGAGGGGCGCGUGGCAUCGUACUGGAUAGACAGCAAGGACGCCAGGGGCGUCCACGCGGCCAGGGAGGCGCUGGACAUUACCAAGUGCAUGCAGGUGGACGGCGUUCUCACCUUUGAGUUCAGCCGCCCGCUCAAGCCACCCGACUCGGACUGCGACGACAAGUGCAGCGUCAUCGAUCCCUCUGAACCGCUCAAAGUGAUCUGGGCGUAUGGGCCCUCAUGGACCUCAGGCCACCUCUCGUACAUGAACAUGCAUACGGUGUGGAGCACCACGGUGACCAUCUUGGACCUGGAGACGGGCGAGGGCACAGUGGAGCAUCUGCAGCCGGUGUUUGUGGUGCACGGCUUCAUGAUGACCAUGGCGUGGGCCGUGCUCAUGCCCUUUGGCGUCCUGGCUGCUCGCUACCUGAAGCACAACGACUGGCUCUCCAUCCACCAGUACACGCAGUACUCUGCUCUCGCGCUCAUGCUCCUGGGGCUGCUCUUUGCUGUUGGUGAACUCGGCGGGAUCGAUCUCUCAUCCAAUCAUGCCAAGAUAGGGAUGGCAACCUUUGCCCUGGGCUGCUUCCAGCCAAUCAAUGCUUUCUUCCGCCCACCCAAACCCUCUCCUGGGGAGAGGCCCCAGAUGAAACGGGUCAUCUGGCAGUGGGUGCACAUUCUUUCCGGCCGGGGAUCACUCCUGGUGGGAGGCGCGGCGCUAGUGACAGGGAUAAUUGAGUUGGGCGAAACAGGUGGCGAUGACUACACGGUGGACAACUUCCUGUGGGCCAUGCUGGGCUGGUUCGCCAUCAUCGCUGCCUUUGUGUGGUUUGUGGAGCGCACAAGACGGCAAGACCAUGCCACACCGCAAGAGCUGGCCAACAUGAUUCGGCAUGACUGGAACGGGUCGUCGUCAGCAUCAUCGGACAUGCAUGUGACACAGCUAGACAGCGAGGACAGUGAGGACGACACCCGCACCCUCAUCCCCUCCACCGUCCGCUCCUCCUCCUCCUCCUCCUCUUCCUCCUCCACUCCUGCCCACACAUUCAGCUCCUCUCAACCCAACUCCUCUCAAAACGUUAAUGGAUGGCCUGGAUCUUCUGCCUCUCCUGCCCGGGGAAAUCCAUCUAAUUCACCUGCCCGGUUGGGCCCUACUGCUGCUUCACCUGCCCGGUUGGGCCCUACUGCUGCUUCACCUGCCCGGUUGGACCCUACUGCUGCUUCACCUGCCCGCAUGGCCAACUCUGCUUCCCCUGCUCACGGCCUGCCUGUGAUAAGGGAGGGGAGGGAGGCUUGGGUUGGUGGACAAGGGAAUAGGAGAGGUGGGUCGGCGGAGGAUCAUGAUGGGGAGAUAGAAAUGGGGACUAUUAAGGGUUGAAAACACUUAGGCUCAUAGUGUUUGGGUUGAUUAGUGUUAAUUUUUGUUUCUCAAGUGAAAGUUUUCAUUGCUGCCCCUCAAGUUGAUUGCUGGGCUGGGGGCACUGCCAAGGAA